This is a messenger RNA of Coffea arabica (coffee), 1798 nucleotides long. RefSeq lists its product as uncharacterized. The record is from RefSeq and is a predicted model, not a curated record. Lineage: Eukaryota; Viridiplantae; Streptophyta; Magnoliopsida; Gentianales; Rubiaceae.
UGUUUCUUACUUUGCCCUCAAGCCUUUCAAAAACCAUACCGAACUCAAGGUCCUACAGUCAUAAGAGACAUGGAGGAAAAACCAUACCGAACUCAAGAUCCUAACCAUUUCAGUCAUGAGGAGCACCCUCUGAUCCUUUGAGAAUUGCAGAAGGAAAACGAUGACGGCAGUAUUGAUCAAAAGUCAGUAGUCUGUUAUGGGUGUCAAAAUCAAAUCUUGGACUCCACAGCAUACUGUUGCUUUGCUUGUGAUUUCUUUCUCCACAAAAAAUGUGCGGAGCUUCCUCGACAAAUUAGGCAUCCGAUGCAUUCCCAACAUAUUGGAAGGAAUUUUUUACGGCCCACCCAUUGCUAUGUGAAUCAUUGAUUCAAGCAAACACACAAGAUCAUCACAGCUGGAGAGAGAUAGGCGGAGGAACCAUACCAGACUCAAGAUCCUAGCAGUUAUCAGAGGAAUGGAAGAAAAACAACUUAACCAUUUCAGUCAUAAGGAACACCCUCUGAUCCUGCAUGAAUUGCAGAAGGAAAACGAUGGCGGCAGUGCUGAUCAAAAGUCAAUAGUCUGUUAUGGGUGUCAGCAGCAAAUCUUGGAUCCUGCAGCAUACUGCUGCUUCUUCUGUGAUUUCUUCCUUCACAAAAGAUCUGCAGAACUUCCGCCACAAAUUACGCAUCCGAUGCAUUCCCGGCAUCCUUUAGCUUUAGUCCUCCAUAAGAAUCGUAGUUGUAUCUGUGAUGCGUGUGGGCAAGACUGGAAGUUUUUCACCUACUACUGUUUCUCCUGCGAUUUUGAUCUUGAUGUGUCGUGUGCUAUUUUGGAUCAGCGGGAAAUUAAGCUCGAUUGUAAUGACCACCCUCUUAUACAGCUAAAAAGACCUGCGGCUUUCUUGUGUAAUGCUUGCUAUAAGGUUGAUGAAGAUUCAUCUUAUCUGUGCAAUAUUUGUCCAUUUUGGAUCCACAAAAAAUGCGCCUUGCGGCCAACAACUGUGAAGCACAAGGAUCAUAAUCACCCACUCCUUCUGGCUUAUUCUCUUCCGUCUGACUAUCGCAGUUUUGAACAAUCUUGCCCUGUUUGUUGGAAAAAGGUACAUCCGAGUGAUUGGGUCUAUUAUUGCGGUCCUUGUAGAUACUUCGUCCAUGUUACAUGCGUUGUGAUCUCUCAAAAGGAUGAAGAGCAGCUAAGUGAAGAUAUUGAAUAUCCUAUCUCAGGAGAACAAGAUCAAAAUGUGGUGAAACUACCGUCCAGUAAUGCGGCUCAAGAAUUGAUCGCCCGUUUUCUUCUCAAGAAAGAUGAGAUCAGUAGCAGUAAUGACUCAGGCAAAUCGAAUAUUCCAGAAAAGAUAUUUAUGGAUUCACAUAGGAAGCAUCCGCUUGUUCUUUUAGUGAAAGUACAAAACUUAGAUGAGAUAAAGAGUAUUACUAGUGACGAUCAGGAAGAAGCAAGAGCAUUGUUAGUAUGUGACGCGUGCAUUGAACCUAUUUGCUCAUCUGAUGAUCUUCACUACUAUGCUUGUGUCGAGUGUGGUUACUUUCUCCAUUUAACUUGUUCUAACCUCCCCCUUGAAUUGCACAUUCCAAAGCAUCCCCAGCACCCAUUCUCCUUGAUGUAUAAUCAGAGUGCAGUUGGUAUUUUUAAAUGCUGUUGGACCAAUGCUGCCUAUUAUAAAUGCAAACCUUGUGGACUAAGCAUUUGUAUCAAGUGUGCGAGUGCUAGCAUGAUGACGAGCAGUGUCAAACACGAUGGUCACAAGAAGCACCUCUUGACUCAAUUUCAAAGUUCAGAUCCCAUACGUUGCACGUAG